Molecule: messenger RNA, 1853 nt
Organism: Chanos chanos (milkfish)
Lineage: Eukaryota; Metazoa; Chordata; Actinopteri; Gonorynchiformes; Chanidae
Gene: clic4
Product: chloride intracellular channel 4
Exons: 6
Coding region: 351-1109 (252 amino acids)
Source: RefSeq, a predicted model, not a curated record
UCCUUAGCUACUAACGCUUCGUCAUCCCACUCAGAACAGCCGAAGGAAAAGAGGACUUAUAAGUAACUCGUUUGUGAUGCGUUUGUAGACGUUUGGAGCCCCAAGAAAACCCUAGUGCUUUUAUUCGAAAAGAAAAUAUUAGGCAUCUACUCGGCUUGCUCGACUUUCUCUAUCGCUCUCUUCUAUGAGAAUUUCAGCGUCGUUCCGGCUGGCCCUUUUUUAGUUGGUUUAGUGAAAACGUUUUUUGGUAAACUCCAUUUGGAAACGGGUGGCGUAAAGAGUCUGACUGAAAAGUUUUCGUCUUGGUGUGGACACGGAGGCCUAUUUUGUUGGAGAAGUUAAAGUUCGGAAUGUCUCUCUCGGUACCUCAGAACGGUCUGAAGGGGGAUAAUGAGCCCGUCAUCGAGCUCUUUGUUAAGGCGGGGAGUGAUGGUGAGAGCAUUGGAAACUGUCCUUUCUCUCAGCGGCUCUUUAUGAUCUUGUGGUUGAAGGGUGUGGUCUUCAACGUGACUACUGUGGACCUGAAGAGGAAACCAGCAGACUUGCAGAACCUGGCCCCUGGAACACACCCCCCGUUCAUCACCUUCAACGGAGAGGUCAAAACGGACGUCAACAAAAUCGAGGAGUUCCUUGAGGAUGUUCUCAGCCCACCUAAGUACUCUAAACUUGGUGCCCGUCACCCAGAGUCCAACACUGCAGGGAUGGACAUUUUUGCCAAAUUCUCUGCCUACAUCAAGAACUCCAAACCAGAUGCCAAUGAAGCACUGGAAAGGGGUUUGCUGAAAACACUACAGAAAUUGGAUGAGUACCUCCGCUCACCUCUCCCAGAUGAGAUUGAUCACAACAGCACAGAAGACAUAAAGGUGUCCAGCCGCAAGUUUCUAGAUGGAGAUGAGAUGACACUGGCUGACUGCAACCUGCUGCCCAAACUCCACAUCGUGAAGGUGGUGGCCAAGAAGUACAGAGGCUUUGAGAUCCCCAAAGAUAUGACAGGCAUCUGGAAAUACCUGAGCAAUGCCUACACACGUGAAGAGUUCACUAACACCUGCCCUAGCGACAAAGAGAUUGAAAUUGCUUACGCUGAUGUGGCCAAGAGGCUUGUCAAAUAGUUCCUCAAGCUCACAAAGCCACCUCCCUUCACUCCUGACCCCCCUCCUCGCCCCCCCUCCCUGGCACUGUUUGGGACUGAUUCCCUGACUUUAUGAAGAAGAGAAAACAAAAACUAUGGACUGCUUCUUUUUCUUUGUUUCCAUUUAGAGGAACCCAAUGCAUGAUUCCCUCCCCCUCUUUAUUUCUUUUAAAAUAUCAUGUACUUUGUUAAUGCCGCUCGGAAUUUAAGGUCAAUGACUGCUGGCUUCAUAUAUAGACUCCCUUCCCAUAUUGAUUUUUUUUUUUUUUUAAGUUGGUGUGGUAAUGUAGAACAUUCUAGAUGCUGAUGCUGUUUCAGAGCUUAAGAGUGAGACUGUGUGACCUAUCAGUUCAGCUGAAGAAUACACACAGACAUACACAAAUGCACACACACACCAAGCUCCUAACCCGCCCCUCUAACCAACCGUAUGUAGCAUUUGAAGGAUGAGGUUACCAGCUCUCUUUAAAUACUGAUUUGACAUUGAGAUGCUUUUUAUAGGCUUGCAUUAAUAGAUUUCUGAAGUUCUUUUUAUUUUUUUGUUUUUUUGUUUGGUGAACAGUGUUGCAGGCUGUAGCAUUUUAUGUAGAGUUGUUACAUUAUUUUGAGAAGCCAGAAUAUGAAUGACUGUGGAGACAGAUGAUGAAGCUCUCAAAGCCUUCUCUCUUGGCUGUCAAACACAGUCAUGCCACUAAAUAUGAGGUAUCUGUGUAUUACUUUGUCAGUU